AUCCCGGGUACCAAACCCCUUCGUCUUUGUUCCUCGUUUCUCUCCGCAUUAAACCCUAAAACCCCCUCCCCGCUCCCAAAACCCUAGCCACCACCUCGCUCGGCGUCCACCACCAUCUCCUCCCGGCGCGGCGGCGGCCUCGGCGGCGGCGGCGGUGGCGGCGGCGCUCCUUUAUCCCGGCUACUUCCUCUUCGAUCCGUUUCAACGCGAGGAAAUGGGCUAGAGAGGAAGAGGAAGCUCGAUGGAAGGAGAGAGAUAAGACGUAGGAGGUCGCAUCGAUCGGGACGAGCCCUAAUUUGAUCUCUGAAGCUUCGAAAUUAAGGUUUUGGCUUAGUGUUCCUUUUGAGCAUCAUGCAGGUUGGAAAUGUCAGUUGUAUUGGGCAAAGAUUUGCUCCUGCUAGAUGCAGUAGUUCGCAAGAAAAGAAGCCUCGCCGUCGGCGGACGAAAGAGGAGAGACGAGCAAUGGUCGAGUCUUUUAUAACCAAGUACCGCGGCUUAAACAAUGGGAAUUUUCCUUCACUUAACCUCACGCAUAAGGAAGUUGGUGGGUCCUUUUACACAAUUCGCGAGAUCGUGAGAGAUAUUAUUCAGGAAAAUAAAGUGCUGGGCCCUGGCAGUUUGAGUUUAAAAACACUGAAUCUGGAAGAUUGCGAAGAUCCUCCAGUUUCAUUAUCUGAAUUUUCCAGUGUGGGGGAAAUAUAUCAUAACAACGUGGAAGUCUCACCAGUGGCCGGCCAGCAUCAAAAUGAAGACAGCUAUGAACUAGUAGAUUUCAAUAGCCAGAAAAAAAUUGCAUUGUAUCCAAAUGUUUUAACCCUUGCGCAAGUUUCUUUUGGUAAAUCAUCCGAUCAAUUACAGAUGGGCAUUACUAAGCAUGCAGACCAAUACGGUAGUUUAGCGGAUGCAGUGUGUAAGGACACAAACCUUGGAAAACCAACUGUGUGGACCGAUGACAAUUUGGGAGCGCUUGAAUUAAAUAAUUUUGAAACUCAGGGUUGUUUGCAGAACGACAAAACAGACAAGGCCGAGCAGAAACUUCCUUCGGUUUAUUCCACAUGUGAUGCCCACCAAAAAAGAGCAACGGUUCUGAAUGAUGAUGACCUUGGAAAUGGAAUUCACAUGAUGGUGGAAGGAGCAAAGCUCUCUGCAAAAAGCAGUGAUGUAUCUCAGACUAAUAGAAGAGACGAUGACAUGAUUGCUGUAGCGAAUGCAUCCGAUCCGUUGAUCAACGAUUCGUCCUCUCAGUUUUCUUUUCCUGCCUCUUCUACUGAGACUAGUAGCCCAGACUUACGUCUCAGGGAAACUGAAAGUUUUUGCAGCUCAAAGAAAGUAUUUGAAAUGCAAGAAUCAGCAGAGAAGGUUGAAGUACCCUCCAUGUCUGCCAAUGGGGAUGCCAUCAUAAAUAGAUUCGAGUCUAGCGGCAUUCGUUCUUCCAGUUUAGCCGAUGAGGAAGCAAAAGAACAAACAGCUUCGUUGUCACAACAAUUUGUACCUCCAUCUGGAGCAACGAUGACUAAGGCAGCUGAGUGUAAGUUGGCCAAAUCAAGUUCGUCUACUUUAAAGGACGCACAUGUGACAGAAGGCAAAGCCGGGCAUGAAGAUAUUUCCAGCAGUACAUCUGAGAUUAGCAGGAGUAAAAUAGCCGACAAAGAACGGAGCGAAGCGAACCCUUUUUGGGCUGCAAUGAAGGCAGUGGUCGACGCUUUCGUCAAAUUUUGGACGGAGUGAGCAAAUCUUCUCGAGAAACAAUCACGCGGCUGACGGUGAAGCUCUCGCCGAACUAUGUCCAACCGACAACCUAUCGAGAAUGUGAUUAAAAACUUUAAGCUGUGUAUUUUAAUCUCUGUUAUUCGCAGUUUAAUGCCGCGUCUAUUUCUUCGUAUGUUUACUUCCUGUUGUAAUUAAUCGGUGUUUCGGACUGUUUUUGUUACUGUGCUUCAUCUUUGGACUGUGUUUGAGAAUGAAAUGUAUUGUGUUCAUGAAAGGAUAUGUUGAUUUUUCACCA
This is a messenger RNA of Ananas comosus (pineapple), 2005 nucleotides long. RefSeq lists its product as uncharacterized. The record is from RefSeq and is a predicted model, not a curated record. The coding region runs from base 352 to 1728 and encodes 458 amino acids. The transcript has 5 exons. NCBI's taxonomy places the organism in Eukaryota, Viridiplantae, Streptophyta, Magnoliopsida, Poales, Bromeliaceae.